UUUAAAAUUGGUUAUGUUCUCCGUUCAUCACCAAAAUAUAUCAGUUCACCGCUGCUGCCGUUGAUUGUAUUUCUAGUGUAAUGAAAAUAUUGUCUAGAAUAUUCUUGAAAUGUUUUUCUUAGGCUUAAAUUUGAUAUACAUUAUCAUAGACAGAGACAAGUCAAAUCCAUUUAACAGGCCCUCCGAGUAUGAAUGCAUUUGAUGUCUAUUGUCGUCAAGGGUAGCAAAAUUGGUUAAUUGUGCAUUAUGUAUAAUAUUCAUUUUCCGCGCCACCUGUAUAUAUGCACGAAGAUACUAGUAGUAUUACAUUUUUUCUUCCCUUCAACUUGUAUCACAGUAGCCAAGAGUUCAUUAGUUGCCUAAAAUUGUGUUUUAUUUUCUUAAGGAAAUACAGCCGCUAAGCUUAGACAAACUACGUGCGAAUAUAGUCAAAAUAUUUGUACAAAAAAGUGAGUGGGUAGUAUUUUGCAAGGUAAAUACAGGAUUUUAUUUCACAGCCUGUUCUGAUGGGAAAUUAAAUGACUCUGGAUCUUUCUACUCACUGCGUCCUUCUAUCACCACCGGGUGGCAGCAUUAACACGCAAGUAAGCCCCACCCCAGACAGAAUUAUACUAUACAGGUAUUGCCAUCAGCAUAUUGAAUAUACUGUAUUCCCCAAAUUUUCUGACAUUUUCCUCUUCACAUAUAUUUUCACCAUUGUCAGCAAUAAAUGUCUUGGAGUCUGUCUCCAAGCAAGUACAUACCAGGCAAAAUCACUGUGUAUUUCUCCAUGUGUGCUUUUCUUCAUGUGAUCAAAGGAUUGCCAAAAAGACAGUUUCUUCCUUAGCAUGCAGAUUUAUUGAGGCCAAUUUCCCUAAGGGUCACAUGUCCAGAGGAAUGGAAACCGACCAUGAUCGACUUUAAACUUUAAACCAGGCGGAAAGGCAACAAAUGAACAGCUGACGACAGAGGACUGAGUUGAGUGCGAAAAUUCAAGCACAUACAAAGAUGAUAAUGCAGGUUAAUUUCUACUCUGUGUGGUGACAACUGCGACACCCAUUUAGCCGUCUUAUCUCUUCUUAAUUCCCCCUGAACGACGGUCUGCCACUGCUGUCGCCUAUUUCAGAUCUUUAAUAACCUUUGAGUGCAGACUGCAGCAGGACCACCGGGCUUUCCUCAUCCUCGAAGAGCAGACAAAUGAGGUUCAGCUACCAGCCAAUGAGAAAGAAGUGACAUUUUUUCCCCCCAGAGGAUCUAUCAAGUGUUUCCAGGUCCUGCAGAGGAGAAGUGCAGGUUUCCAUCUGGCCCCCACUUGUCUGCUUUAGAACCCUCGCUUACCCCUUGGGACAGGCUUACUCCCACCCGGCUUGCCCCCCGCCUCCCCACAUCCUCAUCAGCUGUAGGAUGACUGCAGCUCUGUGCUGACGAGGCGUCGGCGAGCAGCAGUAAUGGACGCUGCGCUGGCCGGAUUCCCCGCCACCCCCUCCGAUACCGCUCUGCCACCCUCAGCACCACCGCCUCUCCCACACUGCCCCCCCAGGACGGGCGCUCCCCUCGGCCCCGCUGAUGGGCGAAGACACUGAGGCCACCCCGACGCUCAACCACCGCGGCUUCCUCCCUGACCACAACUAUGUGACUGAAGCAUUCUCCAAAGCGUCUUGCAGCAUUGCUGAAGUCUGCCAAAUAAUUAGCCAACAUUGCUGAAAGGCGCUGCCUUAGUGCUGAAGGGAGAUAUAAUGAGAGGGCUGCUCCUGGCUAUAGCCUGAAGAGCUCCGCCCAUCCCGUCCACCCCUCUCCACCCUGGAGACCUCCCCCAGGAUGUUGAGCCCCAUCCAGGUGCUGUGCUCCGACAUCACUACCCUUUCUCUGGAGCCUGAGCCGUUUGCCUCUUACACUGAAGCCGACAUCAUCUCCACUGUUGAGUUCAACCACACGGGAGAGCUGCUGGCCACUGGGGAUAAGGGAGGACGAGUAGUCAUCUUUCAGCGAGAACCUGAGAGCAAAACUGAGCUAUUCUGCCAGGGAGAGUACAAUGUCUACAGCACUUUCCAGAGCCAUGAACCCGAAUUCGACUACCUUAAGAGCCUGGAGAUCGAGGAGAAGAUCAAUAAGAUCCGAUGGUUGCCUCAGCAGAACGCGGCACACUUCCUCCUCUCUACCAAUGAUAAAACCAUUAAGCUGUGGAAGGUGAGUGAACGAGACAAACGUCCAGAGGGAUACAACCUCAAAGAUGAGGAGGGUCGCGUCAAGGACAUUUCCACUGUUACUUCCCUACAGGUGCCUGUUUUAAAGCCCAUGGACUUAAUGGUGGAGGUGAGCCCGCGGCGAGUGUUCGCCAACGCCCACACCUAUCACGUCAACUCCAUCUCUGUCAACUCUGACCACGAAACCUACAUGUCGGCCGAUGACCUUAGGAUAAACCUUUGGCACCUGGACAUCACUGACCGCAGCUUCAACAUUGUGGACAUUAAGCCAGUCAACAUGGAGGAUCUGACCGAGGUGAUCACAGCAGCAGAGUUUCACCCCCAUCACUGUAACCUUUUUGUGUACAGCAGCAGCAAAGGCACCCUGCGCUUAUGUGACAUGAGAGAGGCGGCGCUGUGCGACCGACACUCCAAAUUGUUUGAGGAGCCAGAGGACCCCAGUGCUCGCUCCUUCUUCUCUGAGAUCAUCUCCUCAGUGUCUGACGUCAAGUUUAGCCACAGUGGCCGCUAUUUGCUCACCAGGGACUACCUUACUGCCAAAGUGUGGGACCUCAACAUGGAGAGCAAACCCCUGGAGACCUACCAAGUUCACGAUUACCUCCGCAGCAAGUUGUGCUCCCUUUAUGAAAAUGACUGCAUCUUCGACAAGUUCGAGUGCGCCUGGAACGGCUCUGACAGCGUGAUCAUGACAGGGGCCUACAACAACUUCUUCCGCAUGUUCGACCGCAACACCAAGCGCGACGUGACCUUAGAAGCGUCCCGGGAGAGCAGCAAACCCCGGGCCGUACUCAAGCCGCGUCGAGUGUGCGCUGCCGGGGGCAAGCGGCGCAAGGACGACAUCAGCGUGGACAGCCUGGACUUUACUAAGAAGAUCCUGCACACGGCCUGGCACCCGACGGAGAACAUCAUCGCCAUCGCCGCCACCAACAACUUGUACAUCUUCCAGGAUAAACUCAACUCGGAGAUGCAUUCUUGAGCACGGGUCGAGAUGUAACUAUGCCAGAAUGUACGCAAUCAUAGGACAAAGCCUAAAGAGACAGGACGCCAUACCACGUUGCAUUCAAAACUCAUAAUUUCUCAUCUACCACAAACCUCCAAGGACCUCAAGUAGGCCAGAAUGGGAUUAUGGAGGGGAAAAUCGAUGUGUUGAUUGCUACUUCAGCCUCUGGGGAGCAGAAACCUCAGACUGAAAAGAUGUUUACAUCUCCUUCAUUUUCCACCUCAUCCUGCUCUUUUUAACCUCAGAUGUACUCCGGUCCAAACCAUUUCUACCAGCACCAGUGAUGAUAAAUGGGGCAUUGAUGUUACUGGUUGUAAUUUUACUUUGAAGUCCAAUUUCAUUUCCCUCCCUUCUUGAUAAUGAUCUAGUAAUGAUGAUGACGACAACAUGAUGACGGCUAACCUGAGAUCUCUUCGGUUCGUGGGAGACUCGCAUUCCUUCAGACAGAAGCAGAAUUGUGGUUUCUCGUGUGGACGCACACAAGUUUCUUCUCCACACGUUUGCAAAUCCCCUUACAGAUUCUGCUUCUGGUCUGCAGCUGCAUUUUAUGAAGCAAAAAAAGUUUGUUUUUUUGUUUUCAAAUCAGCAAUUAAGCAAGAAUAUGCUGCAUGUCAAACUGAUUUAGCCUACUAGACUGACUUGGCUGCCUUUUUAACAUUUAGAACCUGCUGUACAAAAUGCUUACAGCACGAAGAAACCACAAAUGACCGAACUCUUUACCUUUGCGUCUAAAAACGCUAACGCAUGUUUACUGAUGUUCGGUCCAUACGCUUACAGUUGGAAUGAUGCUGGAUAGAAAUCCAUCCAGUGCAAAGGAGAAUCAAUACAAAUGGAAAAUGUUUUGCGUUGUUGUUGUACUCUAAAAGAAAAAAAGGGCCUAAACGGUGUCUGUAUGUAUCUUUUUUUUUUUUUUUUUUAGACAACUUUUGAGUUUUCUUUUAAUCCAUAAACUGUGGGCUCAGUGAUUUACAAGAAUGAUUGCCUCCAAAGCGAUAGCAGAGAGAUGCGAGUUUCAUCUUCUCAGCCUUCUUCACAGAUUACUUUGCUAAUGUGCAGAAUUGUUUAUUUUUGGAGAACAAAUUAUUCUUUUAUUUCACUUUUUGAAUAAAAAAAAAAAUCAAUUUUCUCCACAUGCUGACCAAACUAAUGUCAAUUUUUGCAUAUUUUUGUGCUCAUGUACGUUGAUGACAAACCUGUCAAACAGGCAGGUAUAAACAAUGCUGAUGUUUUUUGAAUAAAGAUUUCAACAAUUGCA
Corythoichthys intestinalis (scribbled pipefish) is the source of this 4438-nucleotide messenger RNA. RefSeq names its product serine/threonine-protein phosphatase 2A 55 kDa regulatory subunit B gamma isoform. The record is from RefSeq and is a predicted model, not a curated record. NCBI's taxonomy places the organism in Eukaryota, Metazoa, Chordata, Actinopteri, Syngnathiformes, Syngnathidae. The coding region runs from base 1798 to 3159 and encodes 453 amino acids. Gene Ontology annotation, molecular function: protein phosphatase regulator activity; protein binding. The transcript is spliced from 16 exons. Gene Ontology annotation, cellular component: cytosol; protein phosphatase type 2A complex.